GACGUGGAUUGGUUAUUUAUCAAUACUGUAUACAGAGUCCAUUCGGUUGUGCGACUAGAAAUGUCGAAUGAGGGCGACCUGAAAUUUAUUAAGUGUGUGGUGGUGGGGGAUGGGGCUGUGGGUAAGACGUGUAUGCUGAUGAGUUACGCCACCAACAAGUUCCCGACGGAGUACGUACCUACAGUGUUCGACAACUAUGCAGUCAAUGUGAAAGUCAAAGAACAUGAUUACCAGCUGGGAUUGUUUGAUACAGCAGGCCAGGAGGAGUACCAGGGUUUGCGCCUCCUCUCCUACCCGGGGACUCACGUGUUUCUCAUGUGCUUCUCUAUUGUGAUGCCGGAAUCCAUGAAAAACUUAGAACUGAAAUGGAUUCCGGAAGUCCGGCACCAGGUGCCGAACGCCGCCUAUAUUCUAGUGGGAACUCAAGUUGACUUACGAGACGACGAGAAAAUAGGUCAAAAACUUCAAAAAAGGCGGCAAAAACCGGUGACCGCAGAGGAGGGACAAAAAUUAGCGAAAAGGUUAAACUGUGAGUGUUAUGUGGAGUGUUCGGCGCUGACAAGACAGGGCCUCAAGGACGUAUUCGAUGAGGCGCUAAUCGCCGUGCUGGACCCCAAGGUCAAGAAGAAAACGCCGACGGGCGGCAGAUUUAAGUGUGCAAUUCUGUGAUAGUCAUUUAUUUUAUAUUGUUUUCUAGGUUAUCUUUCUUAUUUUAUAGUCUACGAGGUUCCGAACGGUGCCUCGUUUUUUUUAUAGCUGGUUUUACAGCGCUAAACUAUUGCCUAUUUCUACUACCAUUCUCUAGUGCCUUUCAUCAGCUAUAACACAGCCGUGAUCGGCCGAACACCAGCCUUCGUACGCUAACAGGCAUAAUACAUGUUGGGAUUCUUAUUGUCUUCAAAAGAUAACACAAGUAAUGCCCACAAAUGAAAAAUCUAAGAUCUAAUUCGUUAUUUUUUAAUCGCAGCAUGCAGAGACCUAAACAAUUUUCAAAUUGUGCGCUAAAGAUUAAGACCCCAAAUAGAAUCGCUAGGUUUAUCGUCUGUAGUUCAUUUUUUACUUAUACAUUAUAUAUAAUGACUUGAUCAGUAUUUUAUUUAUCGCUUUUUGUACUUUGUUGGACGCAAUCGUCCAGUCCUUGCUGCAUAUUCUCGCCGUCUUCCUCUGUUCUCUGUUUUGUUAUGUUUUAUCAAAAUUUAUGAAGUGUUCAUUUUACUUUAUGAUUAUCAAUGUUAACAAUGUAUAAAUUUUACUUAAUAUAAUUCAUUUUAAAUUAAAAGACGUAAUUAAGAUUUA
Molecule: messenger RNA, 1296 nt
Organism: Magallana angulata
Lineage: Eukaryota; Metazoa; Mollusca; Bivalvia; Ostreida; Ostreidae
Exons: 3
Coding region: 61-669 (202 amino acids)
Biological process (GO): small GTPase-mediated signal transduction
Molecular function (GO): GTPase activity; GTP binding
Source: RefSeq, a predicted model, not a curated record